Molecule: messenger RNA, 1750 nt
Organism: Nanorana parkeri
Lineage: Eukaryota; Metazoa; Chordata; Amphibia; Anura; Dicroglossidae
Gene: C8B
Product: complement C8 beta chain
Exons: 12
Coding region: 35-1750 (571 amino acids)
Biological process (GO): immune response
Cellular component (GO): membrane attack complex
Molecular function (GO): protein binding
Source: RefSeq, a predicted model, not a curated record
CCUGCGACUGAAGAGAGGAUUGCACGCUGUUAUCAUGUUAUUUUAUGCUGUCCUGCUGAAUUUUGCCUUUUAUUUGACCAGUUGUGAGCUACAAGGAAGCAAAGCCAACAAUGGCCUUACAAAGAAGCGAUGGGUGAGAUCGGUGAUAAAUGAGCCAACGCCUAUAGACUGCGUGAUGUCCAGUUGGUCAUCUUGGAGCGGGUGUGACCCGUGUAAAAAAAAGAGAUAUCGAUUUACUCAAAUGACGCACGUGCCACAGUUCCGCGGCGAGCGGUGUGAUGUCAUAGACCGUGAGGAGGAGUCGUGUGCGACCAGCAGCCCUUGCAGGAACACCAAGAGAUGUGAAGGCUUCCAGUGUGUCGAGUCUGGAAAGUGUGUCCCUCGAAGACUGAUGUGUAAUGGAGAUGACGACUGUGGAGAUUCCUCUGAUGAGAAGAACUGUAAGUCUAUCCGGAGUCCAUGUACGGAUAAGAUGGAGGAAUACUGGGCCAUUGAAAACCUGGCGUCGGGAUUGAAUCUGUUCACGAAUUUGCGGGAAGGGUUAGUGUUUGAUCACCGUUAUUAUGGCGGCGGCUGCGCUCCACACUACAUCCUGGGCACUCGGUUUAGAAAACCGUUUAAUGUGGAAAGUUAUAUCACCGAUGCCAAAGGCGAAUACAAAUUUUCACUAUCUGAACACGAUUCGUACUCUGAUUUCGAAAGAGACUUCUCCAGCGCUCAUGCGAAACAAACAAGCUUCAAGUUCGGCUUCAGCAUCCCAGAGGUGUUCGAGAUCGGAUUCAGUUACAGCGAUAUGAAGUUUAAAAAGUUUGUGGAGAGGACGAAGAAAUUUUCACACACGCAAAGCUCGCUCAUCAGCGCUCGGUCGGAUCUGGAGGUGGCGAAAUACAAGUUGAAGUCCCGCGGACUGAUGCUGCACUCGGAGUUCUUCCAGAGGGUGAAACAGCUGCCGAUGGAAUACGUCUACGGCGAAUACCGGGACCUUUUCAGGGACUACGGGACCCAUUAUAUCACUGAGGCCACGCUGGGCGGAGUCUAUGAAUAUACGCUCAUCCUCAACAAAGAGCACGUGAAGAACGAAGGUUACUCCUUAAGUGAUGUGAAAUCUUGCCUGAACCUGGGAUUUUCUCUCGGCGGCAACGUCUGCGGCGUUUACAUUAGCGGCAGUAUGACUUUCGACCAGUGCGAUGGGCUUUUGAAAGAGAUCGGAGAAAAGACCGACAAUAAUAAAGUUGUUGAAGAUUUUGUUGCUCUUGUACGCGGAGGAUCCAGCGAGCACGUGACCACACUCGCGUACAGGAAUCUCCCGACACCGGAGUUGAUGCAGGAGUGGGGGGACGCCGUGCAGUACAGUCCUGAAAUCUUAAAGAUUAAGGCCAGCCCUUUGUAUGAAUUGGUGACAGCAACGGACUUCAUCGGGGGCAACACUCUGCAGGAGAAUAUGAAACGCGCCCUGGAGGAAUUUGAAAAGGAGACCAUGUCCUGCCGCUGUGCCCCGUGCGAAAAUAAUGGUGUUGCCGUCUUCAAAGAGAAUCGCUGUGAAUGUGUUUGUCCGGCUGGGUUUAAAGGGUCAGCUUGUGAAAUCAGCAAAAGGCCAGCUCCCCCCAUUGAUGGAAAUUGGAGUUGUUGGACCAGCUGGACAUCAUGCUCAGGAAGAGUCCAAACAAGGCAACGACAGUGCAAUAACCCUUCUCCGAGAAACGGGGGUCAGGAUUGUCCGGGAGCGUCCACCGACAGCAGAAGCUGUUAG